Molecule: messenger RNA, 807 nt
Organism: Plasmodium gonderi
Lineage: Eukaryota; Apicomplexa; Aconoidasida; Haemosporida; Plasmodiidae
Exons: 8
Coding region: 1-807 (268 amino acids)
Biological process (GO): nuclear mRNA surveillance; U4 snRNA 3'-end processing; poly(A)-dependent snoRNA 3'-end processing
Cellular component (GO): nucleolus; nuclear exosome (RNase complex); cytoplasmic exosome (RNase complex)
Source: RefSeq, a predicted model, not a curated record
AUGCCGAAUUAUAAGGCCCCUCUCCCCCCCUACAACUUUAAAAGCAAAAUAGAGAAAAUCGAUGAGGAAUUCCGCAAGAGUGGAACAUUCAAAAGAAUAAACAAUCGCAAGAACAAUGAAAUAAGGGACAUGUUUAUAAAACUGGGAGCCGAUGAAUAUUCCGAUGCAUCAUGCUUUUAUUCCUUAGGAAACACCAAAAUAUUGGCACUCAUAUAUGGGCCGAAACCCGACUCUAAGAAUGCAACUUACGACAAGGGAAAAGUUUUUUUAGAAAUCAAGAGCCUGAAUAUGAAUAUCGUUGAGGAUAAUGAUAAGAGUGAUGAAGAUAUAAGAAAUUUGUUAAUAGAAUGUAUUUCAGGCAUAAUCCUGUUGGAACAAUACCCGCAAUGUUCUAUUAACAUAAAGUGUUUAAUAAUUCAAAACGAUGGAGGAUGUCUGAGCGCAACCCUGACGUGUAUAUCACUUGCAUUAAUCAAUGCGCAAAUAAAAACGCGAGAUAUUAUUGUGUCCAUAAAUAUAAAUUCAAUAAUUUGCCCAAACACAAAGAGAGUUUUUCACCUUGUGGAUGUUGACAGUUUGGAGGAAAAAUAUUAUGGAAGUAAAUACGAAAUGAAUAGUAUAACCUUGGGAAUUUGUCUAAACCUCAAAACUGUGUGUUUUUUUCAUGGGUCAGGAAAUUCUUUUAAUAAUAAAUCAUUGUCUGAGAUUAUCAGCUAUGCCGAAUGUGCUUGUAGAUCCUUGGGGUGUGAGAUAAAGACAGUAUUAAAAAAUUACCUGAUGAAGAAGCAGGAAAUAUCAUGCAUUUAG